Messenger RNA from Ostertagia ostertagi, 504 nucleotides. NCBI's taxonomy places the organism in Eukaryota, Metazoa, Nematoda, Chromadorea, Rhabditida, Trichostrongylidae. The record is from the annotation of a GenBank genome assembly.
CCCAUCAGCUUUCCUUCGGUGGUAUAUUCACGAAAAUGCUGCUCAACCACAUGGAACCAUUUUGGACGAAUACCAGCCAGUAAAGCAGACAGUUUUCAUGCAUGGAUAACGUACACGCGGUCUAUUGGGAGAAGCCAUGAAUAUCACCCUCCAUUAGUCCUUGUCUUCGCUGACUAUAAAAAGGCAUUCGAUUCUGUGAAGGUCAACGCUGUUCCAAAUGCCCUCAUUCAAGCCGGAGCUCCCCCUGCCCAACUGCUCGAACAAUGCUUUCGAAACUAUUCAGUUAUAUUCACGGCUGCAUUACAGAAUCCGAUGUCAAACCUUAAUUGGGAAGACAAAGGAUACAUCAAUAAGAAGUAUGAAUACCCUCCGCCUCGUGGAAAUGUCAACGAACUCAAUGUGGAAGGCUUGAAGAUCGGCUUGGAAAUGAGCAUGUCGAAAACGCAAAUGGUGAACCAGUGGUGUGAUACAGGUACAAUAAAACUAGCGGGAAAAGCUCUAGAG